This is a messenger RNA of Melampsora larici-populina 98AG31, 855 nucleotides long. RefSeq lists its product as uncharacterized. Gene Ontology annotation, biological process: intracellular protein transport; clathrin-dependent endocytosis. The coding region runs from base 1 to 855 and encodes 284 amino acids. The transcript is spliced from 7 exons. The record is from RefSeq and is a predicted model, not a curated record. Lineage: Eukaryota; Fungi; Basidiomycota; Pucciniomycetes; Pucciniales; Melampsoraceae. Gene Ontology annotation, molecular function: clathrin-cargo adaptor activity. Gene Ontology annotation, cellular component: cytoplasmic vesicle; AP-2 adaptor complex.
AUGAUUUCAGCUUUGUUCAUUCUUAAUCUCAAAGGUGAAGUCUUGAUCAGUAGGUUAUAUCGUCCAGAUGUCAAACGUUCAAUCGCCGAUAUCUUUCAAAUUCGCGUGAUCUCAAAUCCAGAUGUACGAUCACCUAUUAUCACCUUGGGAUCUACUUCAUCCUUUCAUGUUAGACAUCAAAAUUCAUAUUUAGCUGCUGUCACUAAAACCAAUGCAAAUGCUGUGAUCGUCUUUGAAUUUCUCUAUCGAUUGAUUAAUUCAACUUGCAGUUAUUUUGGUAAGAUGGAUGAAGAAUCAGUUAAAAAUAACUUUGUUUUCAUUUCUGAAUUACUGGAUGAGACAUUGGAUUUUGGGUAUCCUCAGAAUAGUGAAAUUGAUACCUUGAAGAUUUACAUCACCACAGAAGGUGUUAAAUCUGAACAAGCUGUCAUUACUAUUCAGGCUCCCGGUGCUACUUCUUGGCGAAGGCAUGAUGUCAAAUAUCGAAAGAAUGAAGCAUUUGUUGAUGUAAUCAAAACUGUCAAUUUGAUCAUGUCUGCUGAAGGAAGCGUUCUUCGGUCCGAUAUUGAUGGUCAAAUCCUACUGCGAGCGUACCUUUCAGGUACACCAGAAUGUAAAUUUGGUUUGAACAACAAAUUAGUACUUGAGAACACUGAUCAAGCCAAGGCUAUGGGUGCAAGUCAUGAUGAUAGUUCAGUGGAAUUAGAUGACUGUCAAUUUCAUCAAUGUGUCAAAUUCGGCCAGUUUGAUUCCGAUCAAACCAUUAGCUUUAUUCCACCUGAUGGAGACUUCGAGUUGAUGAGACAUCGAUCUACCCACUCAUUAGUUCAAGAAUCAAUAAAUCAUCAAGACUGA